CCGUCUACCCCUUGUUCUUCUUCUGCCUCUUUCUUCGCACUUCACUCACUCACACCCGAGUCACACACACUCCUCCCGCGACGCGAAGCGCUUUCACACCUCCACGCGCGUUUCACUGAGCGCCGCAGGAAACAAUGGGAACGGAGCCGCUUUGUGUCGGACAGAGACAGACGCGCUUCUCUGUGUUUGUUUAGGACUUUCUGCUCAUAGACUCAUAUAUUCAGGAUCCCAUUAUCUCGCUUUAACUACACAAUGGGCUGCUGCAGCGGACGGUGCACCCUGAUAUUUCUCUGCACGUUUCAGUUGAUGGUGGCAUUGGAGAGGCAGGUGUUUGAUUUCUUGGGCUAUCAGUGGGCUCCUAUCCUUGCUAACUUCUUCCACAUCCUGGUUGUCAUCCUGGGCUUGUUUGGCACCAUUCAGUACAGACCUCGCUACAUAGUGGUGUAUACGGUGUGGACAGCAGUGUGGGUGGCCUGGAACGUCUUUAUCAUCUGCUUCUACCUGGAGGUUGGAGGUCUGUCGAAGGACAGCGACCUCUUGACCUUUAACAUCUCGGCACACCACUCCUGGUGGAGCGAGCACGGGCCGGGAUGUGUCCGAGGAGAGAUCUCCUCCAGCGGAGAGCGGGGUGCGGAUACACAGUCCUAUAUAACCAUCAUGGGCUGCCUGCUGGAGUACCAGUACAUCGAAGUCCUCCACUGCGGCUUCCAGAUCCUCACCUCCCUGCUGGGUUUCAUCUACGCCUGCUACGUCAUCAGUGUCAUCACAGAGGAGGAGGACAGCUUUGAUUUUAUUGGUGGAUUUGACCCAUUCCCACUCUACCAUGUCAAUGAGAAACCAUCUCAUCUUCUGUUAAAGCCCGUGCAUCAGUCUUCGUAAAUGAGAGCGUGUCCUGAAGAGAAGCCGUUCUGCCCGUUCCUCCUCUCUUCCGCCUCUCCUCUGUUUAAAGAGUGUCAGCUCUGGAUGAAACACCGCCUCAUUUAGACACUUCUACAAGUGGCUGUAAAGCAUAUCUAAAGAAAAAAGGUCCUGUAUUCUGAGCGGUGUUGUGUGGGGUCUGUGCGCUUGAGUGUGUGUGAGGAGGGCCAGUGUGUGCUGUUUACCUUCACACAGGAUGAGCGCAGUAAAACAGAGGAGCGAGCCGAGAGGAGGACAGACAAAACACAAGACAAAGCCAGCUAAACUCCUGUGCUAGUCAAAAAUAGAAGCAAAGAAAUAACAUAUAAAUACAAGACAGAAUUAGCUUUUCUGAAAAUUGUUUUAUGUCAUAGUGUGAUGUACCAUUCUCAUGAGUCACUCUCAGAUUCAGUUUUAGUUUUUUGUUUUAGAUUUAUGCAGUGAUCCCUGUAUUUGGACACUCAAAUCACACUAAACAUUGUAUAAAUGUCAUGACGUUAGAUCAAAUAUGGGUUAUACACACUCAGUCGGGUUCUUGACUCUAUUUUAAAGAACACUUUAUGCCAAAAAGGUUCUAUAAUACUCUUAAAAAUAAAGGUUCUUUAUGGGCAUUGAUGGUUUCUUGAAGAAU
This is a messenger RNA of Rhinichthys klamathensis goyatoka, 1528 nucleotides long. It is a transcript of the gene nkain4, whose product is annotated as sodium/potassium transporting ATPase interacting 4. The record is from RefSeq and is a predicted model, not a curated record. NCBI's taxonomy places the organism in Eukaryota, Metazoa, Chordata, Actinopteri, Cypriniformes, Leuciscidae. The transcript is spliced from 7 exons. The coding region runs from base 253 to 879 and encodes 208 amino acids. Gene Ontology annotation, biological process: regulation of sodium ion transport.